This is a messenger RNA of Toxotes jaculatrix (banded archerfish), 2479 nucleotides long. It is a transcript of the gene slc6a5, whose product is annotated as solute carrier family 6 member 5. Bases 108 to 2468 code for a protein of 786 amino acids. Gene Ontology annotation, biological process: sodium ion transmembrane transport; synaptic transmission, glycinergic; glycine import across plasma membrane. Lineage: Eukaryota; Metazoa; Chordata; Actinopteri; Toxotidae. The transcript is spliced from 15 exons. Gene Ontology annotation, molecular function: glycine:sodium symporter activity. Gene Ontology annotation, cellular component: membrane. The record is from RefSeq and is a predicted model, not a curated record.
GAGAAUUGGUCAUUUUUAGUCCCAGAAUAGAGAUGGGCUGCAGCAGCCUCCCAGCUUCACGGUUUCUGCCGUUCUGCUGCUUUUUCUCUUGCUGAUCUGUCACUUCCAUGCUCCAGGAUUUCUCUGACCAGAGAGACAUGGCCAAACAACCGGCCAGCGCCAGCGCGCCUACCGGCUACAUCCCGGCGCAGCAGCCCGACGGAGCUGCGGGACUUACAACAAACAAACCGGACAACACAGCUGCGUGCCCGCCGCCCGCCCCUCACCAUCACCCGGCGCCUCAGCCGCCGCCUCCGUGCAACGAGAGCAAAACUUUUUGUCCCACGGAAAAUAAACCGGGAGAACCGGACAUCAGUAAAGCGUAUGGGACGUUUAAAAACACCCCACCGGCGAUCCCUGGAUCCGUGGCUGCCAACUCGGCCUUCAGGAAGGAUUCCGCCGGUUCGGCCCGCGGGGGGUCCGCCCAGUACGGCGACCCGCUGCGGGCCACCGCAGAGCAGAACAACACCGCGGGCAACUGGACGGCUAUGAGCCAGACCACCAUCAUACUGGGAGCAGAUGGGAACACGUCUGUUCAGCCCGGCACCGUGGCGGGGGCUGACGACGAUGACGAGGGGGGAGAUGAGAAUAAGGCCAGAGGAAACUGGUCCAAUAAACUGGAUUUUAUUCUGUCCAUGGUGGGCUAUGCGGUGGGACUGGGGAACGUGUGGAGGUUCCCUUAUCUCGCCUUCCAAAACGGUGGAGGAGCUUUUUUGAUCCCCUACCUGACAAUGCUGGGCAUUGCCGGGAUCCCUAUCUUUUUGCUGGAGGUUUCCCUGGGCCAGUUUGCCAGCCAGGGGCCCGUGUCAGUGUGGAAAUGCAUCCCGGCCCUACAAGGUUGCGGGAUUGCCAUGUUGAUAAUAUCUGUCUUGAUAGCCAUAUACUAUAAUAUUAUAAUGUGCUGGACACUGUACUACCUGUUCGCUUCGUUGAAGGGCUCACUGCCAUGGGCUAACUGUAGGAAUGAGUGGAACACGGUGGAAUGUAAGGACAAAGACAUGCUGCUGUUAGACUCGUGCAUCCUGCGGGACAGAAACAUCUCCUCCAUCAAGAACUCCACUUUCUGUCUGUCCGCAAAUGCUGUGGGAAACCUGACUAAACUCUUAAACAUGACUGUGGACGGCAACAAGACCUACGUCAGCCCCAGUGAGGAGUACUUCAAGUACAAUGUGUUGCACAUCUCUAAAGGGAUUGAAUAUCCAGGAGACAUCCGCUGGCCUCUGGCGGGCUGUCUCUUCCUGGCCUGGCUCAUCGUCUACGCCUCUUUAGCCAAAGGAAUCAAGUCAUCAGGGAAGGUGGUUUAUUUUACAGCCACAUUUCCCUACGUGGUGCUGGUCAUCCUUCUGAUCAGAGGAGUGACCCUCCCCGGUGCCAGCGAUGGCAUCCUCUACUUCAUCACACCAAAAUGGGAGAAACUCAGUGAUGCUAAGGUGUGGAAAGACGCAGCCACUCAGAUCUUCUUCUCCCUGUCGGCUGCGUGGGGAGGCCUCAUCACUCUCUCUUCUUACAAUAAGUUCCACAAUAACUGCUACAGGGACACUAUUAUUGUGACAUGUACAAACAGUGCCACCAGUAUAUUUGCUGGGUUUGUCAUCUUCUCAGUCAUUGGUUUCAUGGCACAUGAGUUGAAGGUGCCGAUAGAGAAGGUGGCGGAUGAAGGCCCAGGCAUAGCAUUUGUGGUGUAUCCAGAAGCUCUGACCAGACUUCCUCUGUCUCCGUUCUGGGCGAUCAUCUUCUUCCUCAUGCUCCUGACUCUUGGCCUGGAUACUAUGUUUGCCACCAUUGAGACCAUCGUAACCUCGGUGUCGGAUGAGUUCCCCAAAUACUUGAGGAAACACAAACCGCUCUUCACCCUGGUCUGCUGUGUCUCCUUCUUCAUCCUGGGAUUUCCCAUGAUCACAGAGAGUGGGAUGUACAUGCUGCAGUUGGUGGACACAUUCGCAGCCUCCUACUCUUUGGUCAUCAUUGCUAUCUUCGAGCUGGUGGGGAUUUCCUACCUCUAUGGUCUGCAGAGGUUUUGCGAGGACAUUGAAAUGAUGAUUGGUUUCCAGCCAAACCAAUUCUGGAGACUCUGCUGGGCCUUUGUGACUCCAACUAUUCUGACGGGCAUUCUGGGACUGAGUCUGUACCAGUGGAAGGUGAUGACGUAUGAGGACUAUACCUACCCCACCUGGUCCAUGGUUCUGGGCUGGCUCAUGGUAAUCUGCUCCGUCAUCUGGAUCCCCAUCAUGUUCGUCAUUAAGAUGCACCUCGCCCCAGGCACCAUAAUCGAGCGUCUGAAGCUGGUCUGCUCCCCUCAGCCCGACUGGGGUCCUUUCCUGAUGAAGCACCGUGGAGAACGCUACAGGAACAUGAUCGACCCUCUGGGAACCAACUCCCUGGGCCUCAAACUGCCCCCUAAGGACUUCCAGCUCGGGUCCUACCAGUAGCAGCCACCCUG